Molecule: messenger RNA, 3655 nt
Organism: Pieris napi
Lineage: Eukaryota; Metazoa; Arthropoda; Insecta; Lepidoptera; Pieridae
Product: cilia- and flagella-associated protein 410-like
Exons: 13
Coding region: 980-1939 (319 amino acids)
Biological process (GO): cytoskeleton organization
Molecular function (GO): protein binding
Source: RefSeq, a predicted model, not a curated record
GAUGUGCACAUGAAAAGUCCAUUGGUGUCUGUUCCACGAACUCAGGGAUAAGGAAGAAGUCACCAGACCGUCGAAGGAGCCAGCUGCCCAGCUGACUUACAAUCCUUCAAGAGUGUACCAAUUCUUAAAAUCUCUCGCGAUCCCUCUGGGUUUGUCCAUGGGCAGUAUCACUUAACAUCAGGUGAACCUCCUGCCCGUUUGCUCCCCCCCUGUUCUAUAAAAAAAGACAAACAGAGCUUCUGCUAUUAUAUGUAUUAUAUAUUAUAGGAAUUUCGUCAAACAGUCGGAGUCAUGAUUACGAUGAAUCAUUGUGUAUUGUUGAAGAGAUCGUUGAAGGUCACGCACGCCUACGCUAUUAUACUCGAGAUGUAAAACGAACAAGUUAAAGUUCGUUAAUUCCGAGGCCACGGUCCCGUUAAUCCUUUAGACUUAAUAACGAGUUAAUGAAAUUGAAAGUGACGUCAGUUGCGUACGCGCAUGCACAAGCUCAAGUACGAUAUGGAAUAUUGCUCACAUAUCUGCACCGGUUCUUCCAAAUACCAGCUAUCUCUUCAAAUUCAGAGAAGUGCUUGUCAAAUUGUCAAUCUACGCAGAUAAUAGAUGUAUUGCCUCUCUGCGUAUUCUACUAUGGAGAGUGUUCUGAGGAGUUAUUUGGGUUAAUCCAUCCUGCCUCUUCAUCACAUUACGAGCCGUGUUAACUCCAAAUUUCAUCCGCUUCACCAUCGCUGGAAGUCUUCCACGGUUCACAAGACAUUUUAUUGUGCGAACUAGCCUCUAAUGGUUUAAAGAAAGAGUAAACUACUCCCUCAAAGGCCGGCAACGCACCCACUUAAAUGGGUGGCCAUGGGCCGCGAUGAAUGCCCUUACUAUAAACACAAAUGUUAGAAUUUUAAUAGUGGAAUUGUGAUUGGUAGCUUGUCCGAAAUGAAGUUUUCUGUUUCGGGGAGCCGAACUCGGUGAUGUCAGCCUGUUGAGGAAAAUGCCCAAUGUUGAAGUUCUAGCGUUCAGCAUUAACAAGAUCCGUACGCUGGUGGACUUUGCGGGGUGUCGCCGCCUUCGUGAGCUGUACGUUAGGAAGAAUGAGAUCCGGGAUUUAGCUGAGAUCAGGCAUUUGAGACGUCUUCCUGAUCUGACGAACCUCUGGCUGGAUGAGAACCCUUGUACGAGACAUUCAGAGUACAGAAUGACAGUACUUCGUAAUCUUCCGAAUCUGGAGAAGUUGGACAAUGUUCCCGUUAGACCUGAAGAGGUCCAAGAGGCGAUGAGACGCGGCAUUCAUAUACCAGAUUCUGAUGAUGAGGGGUAUCCUCAGCAACAAGAGCAAUACAGCCAGUACCGGACCGCGAGGUCGUGCGAGUCGAGCCCCGAGAGGGAACCCGACUAUUAUCAACCGCAGAGCGCAAGGGAGCAGGGAAGCGACGGUUCCGUCGAAGAAAGCUCUGAACCGAGAUCUCCGCUCGCGCCCACGUGCCCGGCCUCACCGCGCCGGGUCGCCUCGCCCGAAGACGAGAGGUACGACCACCCGGCGAUGACCACUUCCCAUUACGAGCCAAGAGCUGCGAGGUCUCCGGAGGCGGCAUCUCUGAGGCAUUCGGUGUCGGCGCAGAGCGUCACGGACUUCGCGCCGAGCAAUAGCGAGUGGAGACCGUCCGGUACGCUCGCGCAAGACUUUUGCGAGCGGAUUGAUCGAAGCGAUGCGCUCUCUGUCCGGGAAUGGGAGAGGGUCGAAAGAGGCCAGAGGGGGGCCAAUCCGGGGGCCAGGGAGUACUCCUCCGCGGUCAUGACCGAGCGGAGGGGCUUCACCAGACGACCCGUCGCCAGGAGUUCGAAUCUGCUGUCGGCCGUUCUUUGUUUGGUGAAGGAGUUGGACUACCCGAGCUUAGAGGUCGCGGAAAUGGCUGUCAGAUGUCGCAUGGAUGAGCUGGCGAAUAGCAUCUGACAGGAGGUUGAUUAAUCUUAUGGAAUUGGUACAAAGCGAUGGCCAUUUUGUCAAAUGUUGCCAGUUUUGUAAUCGCAAAUUGCUAAUGCGCUGGAACUUUGCGGUACUAAAUCUGUAUCAAUUCAUUGCCCGUCAUAUUGCUUAGUUUUUUGUUAAAUAAUUUUAAAUAUUUUCAGGUUACUAAACAUGAGUGUAAUUUAAUAAUAUUUCAUAAAAUCCUUUCUCCAAAAAAAAAUUUAGUUGACUACUUAAGAAAGCGCAUUAGUAAUUUGCGGCACGCAUACAAAUAAUUAACAUUUAAUCUGUAAAGGAUACCCCGAUGCCCCAAAAGUUGGGGGAAAAUAAUGCAAUUGUGAUUUAAUGUACAUAUAGCUUUUAAAUUUGCAUGAGUUUAUUUGUGCAUGAAGUUUUGAAUUUAUGGCAAUUAAUUAUACACACAAAUAUAAUUUUACUUAAACUUGUUUAUUAAAUUUUCUUUUUAUUUGGUUUUUAAUGUGUUACAAAUUGUUACCUCGUCUUAAUCUGGUAAAUAUGUAAUGCAAAAAAUAUUUGUAUUGUAUCAUAAUUUGACCAUCAUAGUGUGUCAUUUAAACUCACGAAAUUCCAACGAUUGUAAAUAAAUGAUGUCAGAUGUCAACAAUGAUGUAAUUGAAAGUAAAUUAUCAGCGAUUGUUAAAUUUAAAUAUUCCACCUUAAUUUGCUUUUGAUGGAUUUUUAUACAUUAUACCAUUACUAAGGCAUAGUUUGUAUAAUUAUGUUAUAUUAUAAUUAUAUUUGUAGUGUGUAACCGUCCUCGUAAUUUAGUUAAAAUAUACCAUUUUAUAUGUCUCGCUUUAAUUAUACGUUAAAGAUGGAUGGCACGAUGUAUUCACCAGAAAUAGUUUUGCUAUGGCCAUCUAAUCUCAUAAUAUGUAAGAGAGGGAUGGAUUGCAAUGCCUAGACACCUGAAUAGAAAGAUAGUGAAAUCAUAAAUAUGAAUGAUCUGGUAUUUUUUAUUAAAAUAAUUUUUUAACGACUACAUUGCUUUUGGGAGUUGUCUAUGACCUCUUCAAACGUGUAGGGUCUAAACGCUUUAAACGUCAUCAUUAUUACUGAGACUGCUUGCCUUUGCUUAAUAAUGGUCAUGUGACCGUGCAUGGCUGAAUCUCACAAUUGGCUUUACAUGUCGAGACAACCCAUAAGCAUCUCAACAAUUUGUAUCGCGGUGGUCUCGUGACCUUGCGUCAGCUGACGUCACUCACAUACAAAUACUGGCACUUGAAAGUCCAUAAAAUUAUUUCACUAAACUAUGCUUAAAUCGCUCCAGAACCUUUACUACGAAUCAUCUUCGUACUCACAAUACGAAUUGGAUAAGAAUUUGAAAUGGCGUGUAAAUUUGUAUAAACACAAUAAUUUUGUAAAAGGUCGCCAACGCACUUGCGGACCUUCUAACAUUGUGUCUAUCGGCGUUUACGCACGAGCGUCCCGCUCGUUUGCUUCAUACAAAAUAAUAUAUCAUCACAUUGAUCUACAUCAAAUUAAAAUUAAAAUCACAAAAUAAUCUUUAAUUUAAUAGAAUAUUUUCAAAAUUAAAUUAUAUACUAAAUAUGUUUUGGCACUUGGCUACAUAACGCUUCAUUUAUUCAAAAUAUAUUAGUCCUAAAGCUAAAAUGUUAAAUUGUAUUAAUAUAAGAUGUAAAUAAUGUAGAACAAAUUAAAGUGCUAUAACUUGCCCAA